CUUGACUGUUCAUCGAUAUCUUUACUCAAUCAAGAUGAUUAGAAUACAAUUACUACUCUGCUUGUUAAUAGCAGGCUUUGUGUCUGCUAACAUUGAGCAAGUCCGCUUCUUUGCGCCAUUCUCGACUGCUCCUCCUACUGAAUCCGACGAAUGGGCGCGGUCGAUACCCGCGACCGUCGAACUGUUGUCGAUGGAGAGUCCUUCGGCAAUUAAGACGGUCGCUCCUCAAUUCCCAGAUAGAGAGGAUGUGCGGUAUAUGACGGAGGAGUAUUACUAUCUGACGGAUAUUGUCAAGGGAUCGUUUUAUGAGUUUCGGGUGUGCUGGCCUGCGAAUUACCCGUUAGACUUGGAAGUUGGAGUGGUAAAGGCUUCAGAACUGGACGAGAGCUCGCCGCUGUAUGUUCCGGCCGAGACCGCGAACGUGAUGUACGCGUAUAUCAAGUACUCUGCUCAUUACUAUUCCCAUCAUAAGGAGCUGAUGGAGCAUCCUAUUCCCGCGCCGUUUGAAUUGAUUCUUUCGAAAUGCACUUUCUUAGUGGUUCUCGGCGACUCCGUCGUGAUGCAGAGCUUGCUUGUGAUUUUAGGCAUUCUAGGAUGGAAGGUCACGUCGCUAUGGUACUACCGAAUGUUACGACAGAUCUCAACGCUCGACUACUUGGCCAAGGAUGCUGACAAGAAAGAAUGAUGUCGAUGAGAGGAUGUCGCUGACGCCGGCGAUUGAAAACUACGAUAUGAAGCGCAAUGAGCGUAGACACUGAAAAGGAGUUUGGGAAUUGCUAAUGUAUAAUACAAUGUACACCAAGAAUGAUAGAAAGACUGUAUA
Molecule: messenger RNA, 823 nt
Organism: Myxozyma melibiosi
Lineage: Eukaryota; Fungi; Ascomycota; Lipomycetes; Lipomycetales; Lipomycetaceae
Exons: 3
Coding region: 35-685 (216 amino acids)
Biological process (GO): GPI anchor biosynthetic process
Cellular component (GO): endoplasmic reticulum membrane; mannosyltransferase complex
Molecular function (GO): mannosyltransferase activity
Source: RefSeq, a predicted model, not a curated record